Messenger RNA from Carassius auratus (goldfish), 2196 nucleotides. RefSeq names its product transcription factor Sp5-like. Gene Ontology annotation, biological process: regulation of transcription by RNA polymerase II. The record is from RefSeq and is a predicted model, not a curated record. The coding region runs from base 451 to 1539 and encodes 362 amino acids. NCBI's taxonomy places the organism in Eukaryota, Metazoa, Chordata, Actinopteri, Cypriniformes, Cyprinidae. Gene Ontology annotation, molecular function: RNA polymerase II cis-regulatory region sequence-specific DNA binding; DNA-binding transcription factor activity, RNA polymerase II-specific. The transcript has 3 exons.
UCUCCUCCAUUCACUGGCCCUCCAGAUACAUACUUAAGAGACCCCGUCGAGAGGAUCUUUUCCCUAUAAAGAGAAGAUGCAAUCCGACCGCCUUUGAAAAGAUAUUCAGGACUUAUUGCAACAGGCCCUUCACUCGCUCUUCAAAAGGAAGAGUCCUGGUUUGAAAGGCGCUGCUUUUGAAAAAGGGACCCAGAAAACCAGGAACAAGAGCGCGAGGCGGUCAAAGACUCUUAUAACCGAUAAAGGACAGGAGCAGGAAGAGAGAAUCAAGGGAUUAUUGAUGAUUACUAUAUCUAAACUCAUGCACAGGUAACCUGGUUGUGUAACCCGGUCCAUCCGUGCAGGAUCUUUGCGCGUCUCCUCGCCCGCACGCUCUGACUUCGGCACGGUUACGCACUGCGCGCAGGGCUUCACGCAGGUGUGGAUAUAUCUUAAAGCUCCUUUGCACACAUGGCUGCAUUAACCUUAUCCAGAGCGGACAAUUUCCUGCACAAUUUCUUACAGGAUCGUACUCCCAGCUCCUCUCCAGAAAGCGGUCCUAACACCCUUUCCUUUUUGGCCACCACAUGCAGUCAGGCUUGGCAGGAAGGGUCUCAACUCCCUUACGAGGGGCCGGUGGGCUCCACUUCCAGCAUGUUUCAGCUCUGGAGCAAUGACAUGGCCCCAAACUCCAGCUUGAGUGCCCACCAGAUGACCUUCACUGUGCCCAAAAUGCAGUUUCCCAGCCACAUGCAGCCCACCCUGGGCUCGCACUCCCAUCAUCACCAUCAUCACCACCAUCACCACCAUGAACUCCCCCUCACUCCUCCAGCCGAGCCUCCGUCCGCGUACUCAUUUGAUCUGUCUCCAGUAAAGAUGCUCUCCUCCCAAGCGCAGGGGAAUGUGCCGUAUUACACGCAGCACAACGCUGUGGGUCAGAACUUUCCUAGCUUCCUUCCGAAUGCUUCAGGAAGACCUCACCUGCCAGGUGGACAUGUUGAGGAUGGCCAGCAGUGGUGGAGUCUCCCUCAGAGUAACAGCGCACACUCCGGGCACCCCUUCUCUCUGGGACGCCAGCUGGUUUUGGGACACCAGCCUCAAAUCGCUGCUCUUCUGCAAGGAACCUCAAAAGGUCUGUUGAGCUCAACUCGCCGUUGCCGCAGGUGCAAAUGCCCCAACUGCCAGUCCACGGGAAACGGAGGUGCUGCUCUGGAGUUUGGGAAGAAAAGACUUCAUAUCUGUCACAUCCCAGAUUGCGGCAAAGUCUACAAAAAAACCUCUCACCUGAAGGCACACCUGCGCUGGCAUGCCGGCGAGCGGCCCUUCAUCUGCAACUGGCUCUUCUGCGGAAAGAGCUUCACUCGCUCUGAUGAGCUGCAGAGGCAUCUUCGCACGCACACCGGGGAGAAGCGUUUCGGCUGUCAGCAGUGUGGGAAAAGGUUUAUGCGGAGCGAUCACCUCUCCAAGCAUGUGAAGACCCACCAGAGCAGGAAGAGCCGGUCCAGUCAGCCUUCUCAAAGUGGGACUGAUGCACUGCUAAGUAACAUUAAGAGAGAGUAAAGGAUGCUGAAUGCAAAAUAACACAGUAUAUUAUCAGGAAUGAAAGCCGAAACCCUUUGAGGCCAUUUGCGUCAUCAAAAAAUGUUUUUAUAGAAAAGGUGAAAUUGUUAAAAAUACAGUACAUUCCAAAAAGCUAUAGGAGCAUGAGCCUGUUUUAAAAACACUGGAGCGAACACACACCAUGCUGUACCGAAACUGAUCUUUGAGACCUUGUAGAGACUUUAGGUCACAGUGGAUGUGAUAAAGCUGAUAAAAGUGAUAUUUUUUAUGGCUUCUUAUGACCAAAUUUGCCCUUGCACAUUUAUUUAAAGAUAAUUCAAUUCCUCUAAACAAAUUCUCUGAACAGCACAAUCAAAAGUAUUUGUUACAUGGUUAAAAAUGUCAUUUGUUUACAUUUUGUUGUUGCUUUCUCUAGUUUUUAGGAAAAAUUGAUGCCUUAUAUUAAAAUCACAAGUUCUGGUUGCAAAAUGAUUCCCUGACAGAUGACUGUAGGUCUUGUUUUCUUGCAGAGAAUGGCACUGCUAUAAAUCUACUUCACUCGAAAUCUAAAUAGUUUCAAGACAUGAACCAAAUGUAUAUAAUGUUUAUAUAGUGCACAGUUCUAUAAAGACCAGCAUGUGAAAUAUUAAUAAACACAAAUAACUGUGCUAAUCAUAA